Messenger RNA from Colletotrichum navitas, 1560 nucleotides. RefSeq names its product T5orf172 domain-containing protein. Bases 1 to 1560 code for a protein of 519 amino acids. NCBI's taxonomy places the organism in Eukaryota, Fungi, Ascomycota, Sordariomycetes, Glomerellales, Glomerellaceae. The transcript has a single exon. The record is from RefSeq and is a predicted model, not a curated record.
AUGGAGUCCUUUGAUGUCUCCCCGAAUGAGAAAAGCCCUGAUCUACCUCGUCUUAAGAAGCGACGGGUCGUAUCGGGCACGGCCAUCACACGCCGACCCAAAGCUGCCAUGGCGACUCAACUCGGCCCAGCCUCGUCUCCGCCGGUGCUGACGCAGUCUGGACUGACGCCCAAUCAGCCGCGGCAGAGACGUUCGUCAGUCAACCUCCCGGUCCCGGACGGUGACGCCCCGCGCGAUGCGGCCCUGCUCCAUCCCGAACCACCCAAAGAGUCAAACUGCGAGAUGGAAACGCCCACCAAGAAACCGGCGCGGAGGGCCCGGGGGAAGCCCUCGGGACCGAACAAACAGCUGGAGCCUUCGCCUCUCCGAGCAACAGCAUCGCCAGAACACAAUGUCGUUGACGGCUACGAAGCGGCGGAAGCCCGCCGGGUGCCGCUUUUUGCGCGCUCCCACACCUCGCCGGAGACGCAGGACGAAGCAGAGAGAAAGGGGCAGCGCCCGAGCGCGGCGGAGAGGAGCACGAGCGUCCCGGUCAAGCCGUCGAAGAAGCUCUCCGGGACCCAGCUUGACAGCUCCAUGGCAAAGCUGAUCAGGGACGGCCCUUCAAAAGAGAAAGAUAGUCACUUGAAGGACGGGGGCAUUUACCUUUUCGUAUUCCAACCAAGAGGAACCGGGGCGCAGCUGGUCAAGAUUGGUCGGACCGAAAGGGACGCGCAGUGUCGUCUCAAUGAGAUAACGAGAGUAUGCAAGCCCCUGAAAAGCAUCUGGCACUCCACGGCAACGGCCGAGAAUAUUCCGUUCCACGGGUUUGCCGAGAAGCUGAUACACGCAGAACUGGGAAAUUACCGAUACCGCCAGCAAUGCCUCUGCACGAUGCAACACAGGGAGUACUUCGAAGUCAGCGAGGAAAUCGCCGUCGAGGUGUUUGAGAGGUGGCGGGACUUUUGUAAGAAGAAACCAUGGGACGACGGCGGCACGAUCAAGACAGUAUGGGGCAAGAGGCUGGACGCCAGGACCGCCUUUGACGGCCCGGGGCAGGAUUUCGACCACGGCAAGUUUGGCAGGCACUGGGGCACCUACACCAUGCCGUGGCUCGUCGAGCGCGUGCUGUCCGACGCGAUCCACCAGUGGAAGAGAUGGUUCCCGAGCCGCUGGCAGGCCGCUGCCGUGGCGGAGAUGUUCACCAUCAUCUUCCUGUCGCCGGCCUCGGCCUGGGCGCAGGUCUGGAUGGCGGCCGUUGCCGCCCUGUUGCUGAUCGACACGGUGGUCCUUGCGGAUCUGCACGCGACGGCCUCUGUGGCCCAGUUCAUGGAGGGUGGCUUGCAGUCGCUGGUUCUGGUGUAUGUGUCUUGGAGAGACGGGCUCGCGGCGGACGCAAAGGGCCUGGCGCCGGAAGCCAGCUCGGGGGAGACGCCGCCGCGCCAAGGAACCGGGGGGGACGCGUGGUCCGAGACGGUGGAAGAGGACACCGCCGAUGCGAGCGACAGGGACUCGUCCGUCGACCCGGGGGAUCCCAUGGACGUCGACAGGGACAAUGGCUGUCAGGAGUCGACGGUGUGA